Durusdinium trenchii is the source of this 1662-nucleotide messenger RNA. NCBI's taxonomy places the organism in Eukaryota, Dinophyceae, Suessiales, Symbiodiniaceae. The record is from the annotation of a GenBank genome assembly.
AUGGAAAUCGGCUUGGAGUUGUUGAAUCUUCGCUUUCACCGCCCUGGCUGUUACCGCCUUGCAGUGCUGGCUUGGGCCAACCUUUCCGGCGAACAGCACCGCAGGAACUUUGCGGCCUAUGUGAGCGGACUCUCUGAAAUCUCCAUGACACCCAAGUGGAGCGCGAAAGGGUGGAGACUUCAAGUGCCAAAGGGCAAAGACUUGGAGGUCCAACUUCGGUUUUAUGACGGUUUUGUCCAAGACAAAUCCCAUGAUGCUCGAUCAGUUCUGGAUGCCACGCCGAAGUCGCGUUGCAACUUUCACGUCGAGGCACAUACUUUGGAAGAGCGGUUUCCCUCUGCACACGUGUUGUCAGCUCCUAUGUUUCAACCACGGGAUGAAGCUUCUGAAGAAGAUCUAUGGGAAGAAAUUGGAGUCGUCACGCUGUCUAUUUGCUUGCCAAUCUCCUCAUACGUGGAGCUCGUCACGCCAGAAAAGUUGCAAGUGUCCUCCGGGUACCAGAGCUUUGCUGCGCUGACUCAGUUGGAAAAAUUGCGAAGCAUGAACCAGCAGGAGCGCAAAUCGCUCCAGUUUGUGGCAACGCGACUUUCUGCCAUGCAGCAGUGCCUCAAUGCUUGCAGUGCACAUCAUUCAGAGCUGUGGACAGAGCAAGAAUCGCAGCUGGCAGAAAUGAAUGAGUUGGAGCAAAAGCUCAAGCAUUUGCAAGAGCCUUACUUGACAGACUUGGACUUUGAGCUGAUGCUAUCUAUGUCUACAGGUGCCCAACAGAUCUCCCAACUCCUUCUGGGCGCCGAGCAGCGCUGGAGAAACGCCCGGGAGGAGGUGAUUGCGCGCUGGGCGGAGUACACCUCCUUGCGGGAGAAGCUGGGCGAGGUGAAACAGGUCGAGCAGCAUCUGAAGGAGUUUCAGCUGGUUCGAACGGAGCAAAGGAAGGUCAUGCUAGAGGCGUCCAAGCGUGCCAAGAUGGCACAAGAAGCGGCGGCCACUUGCACGACCCAGGCGAAGAUGAUUGAGGAGCUGAAACUGCGAUCCAAUGAAUGUUCCAGUCGCUUGAAGCCAGCGGAACUGCAGUUGAUACAUUGCAAAGAACAGCGCGUGCAUGACGUUUUGCAAGAGAAGUCUGAACAGCUCAGCCUGAUGAUCAGGCCCAGGCCAAGGGAUGAAGCCGAAGUCCCAGAGGAGUCUCGCUUGGUCGAGACGCUCGCUUCGAAGGUCUACCAACGGACGCAAAGGGUGAUGGAGCUCUUAAGUGAGGUGAGUCGCUUGCAGAGAGCCGCCGCGCCUGACGGGCCGCCCGCCCGGCGCAGCGUCCGCGUGGUGUCGGACGUGGCGCCGCGUGCGCCGCGGACGUCGGGAGAAGCUGCGCCGCUCCACGUGCGCCGCGAAAGCCCAGAUCCGGUGGAGAGCGAAGGUCGAAACGUGCUGGAUGAUGCUGUUCAGGCGAUGGUCGCUGCCCAGCUGCGCUGUGAGGACCUGGAGCGGAGGAGUGCCAGCGUGGAAGAACAGCUGCUCCGGAGGCAAGGCGGAAGCUGGGGACAAGAGUUGGGCACCCUAAAGGCGGAGCUUCAGCGCAAGACCGUCUUGCUGAGCUCCUGGGCGGCGUCGACUCGGACACCACGCGAGGGUCAGCUGGAACGCAGCUUGGGUCUUGUGACCGCUUAG